AUGGACGUAACACUCGAUGGUCAACCGGUGCUUAUAUACAACAACGAAAAAUAUGCACUCUUGACACCAACUACCUGUGAAGAGCUACCGCAGUGUGAUAAUCGAGGCGCCGAUCUACAUCCAUCCUCUGCAGAUGGUUUUGUGACAACCUACCACAAAUUGGCUUUCAAAGGAGAUGAAUGGAAAUUUGUUUUAGAGGAAUAUCGCGAAAAACUCUAUGAAACAGUUCGUAAUACCAUAUUAAAGUUGUUGGAUGUUUCGCAGGUCAGUGUGUUCGACAUCAUUUUUUCGAUGGGUUCCCUUGCUGCAGUUUUUUCCGUCCAUCAUUCUCCAGAUAUCUCUGGAAAGGAGAUUAAUAAAAAAAUUCUUGCCUACAAUUUCGAGGAUAUUUGGUUGCUUUUCUUUGAGGAAAGGAAAAAACGUACAAAUGAUCUUAAAAUAAGUAAAAAUAACGAGUUGUAUAAAUCACCAUCAUUGGAUAAAAUACAAGAUUCAUUAGGCACAACGGAUGAAUUACAGGAAGAAGGUAAUAUGGAACAGGGAACAAAAAGUGUAACAUCUGUCACUGAAGAGAGCAUGCCAGAACUAAAACCAUUACAACUUUCUACGAGUCAUGAAAUGCUUUUUCAUGGGGUGGAAUGGCGUGCUAUUCUUCAAACAAAGAAAGAAGAGCUUCUAAAGGCCUUAACUUCUGAAAUAUGUGAAGUUACAAACGCUAUCGACAAGCCACGCUGUCAACUUAACUUGGACAACCAAACGCUUUUCGUUAAAUGUACAAUAACACACCCUACAGCAACAACAAAAAACACAAUUGAUCACAUACUAUCCGAGCACGGAUAUCCAAGCGUAUGGAGUAUUUAUGAAAAAAACAAGUUAACAAGCAAACACGAAGAACACUGUAAAGUAACCAUUCUAGAGGACUGCAAAGAAGACGAUAAAUCGCAAAAAAUAUCAGUAAAAACACACUCCACGGAAACAUAUUCCACAACUCCCACAGAGGAGAAAAAAGCAGAAACAGAAAUAAUUCCUACGAGAUCUCAGCCUAAGAAAUCACCAAAGAAAAGUACUUCACAAUCUUUACCACUCAACAACGAUUCGCAAGCAUCAUCAGAAUAUAGCAAUGUUGUAACACGUCACCGUGUGCGCUUUGAUGGCGAUGUCUGGGGACUUGUAGUGAAGCACAGACGUGCGGAGCUUGAGCGGGCAUUUGACACGGACGUGUGUGAUGCUGUCGGGAUUCCC
This is a messenger RNA of Trypanosoma theileri, 1242 nucleotides long. RefSeq lists its product as uncharacterized. NCBI's taxonomy places the organism in Eukaryota, Euglenozoa, Kinetoplastea, Trypanosomatida, Trypanosomatidae. The record is from RefSeq and is a predicted model, not a curated record. The annotation marks the transcript as partial. The transcript has a single exon.